Molecule: messenger RNA, 501 nt
Organism: Cylicostephanus goldi
Lineage: Eukaryota; Metazoa; Nematoda; Chromadorea; Rhabditida; Strongylidae
Source: the annotation of a GenBank genome assembly
AUGCAAGUGUGCCACUCAUAUGCUAAUAUUAUUUCAACUUCUUCAUCUAAAGUGAACGCAGUAAACGGAAAUGGAAUCUCACCAUCACCGGACGUGCAGCGACUUCAAUUGCCAAAGAAGAUUUGCACGAUAAAUGACGACGUUACAUGUAUUUCUGAACCAGGCGAUACAACUGGCCUUGUGGACAUUUCAAAUGGCUCGGAUGAGGAAUCAUCGGCUCCAGAUAUUGAAUAUACGCCUGACCCACCACCUGCGUCAAAAUUUCAGGGUUUACAGAAAAUGAGCACGUGUGCCUCCCUUGACAGCAUGAUUCGGAACGUAGAUUUCAUCUCACCACGCACAAUGCAACGGAAUAUGGCCGAGCUGGAGUUUGAUUGGUUGGCUGCUGUGAUAGAGAGGAUAUUCUUGAUAGCAUUUCUAAUUAUAUUUAUGUUAACCGCAGUUGGUAUCAACUGCAUUGGUAUGUACUAUUGGUUUGCUGCACGGCAGCACAUUCAUUGA